Sclerotinia sclerotiorum 1980 UF-70 is the source of this 555-nucleotide messenger RNA. RefSeq lists its product with no specific name. The transcript has 2 exons. NCBI's taxonomy places the organism in Eukaryota, Fungi, Ascomycota, Leotiomycetes, Helotiales, Sclerotiniaceae. The coding region runs from base 1 to 555 and encodes 184 amino acids. The record is from RefSeq and is a predicted model, not a curated record.
AUGGCGGUUGAAAUACCAAUGUUCGUUGAUGUACGCCAUGUCGAGCCUCAGGCGAAAGCUACAACAUUUUUUAUCGCCUUAUCUAAAGAAUGGGAAGGUUACCCUCUUCGAAGAACAGAUAGUAACAAUUGGAGACUUGAUUUGAAGUUGUUAGUCAAUCAUAAUAGCCGUCAUAGAUACUAUUACUUUGUUUGUCCCUCUGAUUUUUACUCAGUGGAUGGGGCGAAGCAUCCUUAUGAUCCGAAAUUGCCAUGGGAGCCGAUAAGUACAACAAAUGAAAAGCUCAACUAUUUUGAGUGUGAUUUCGAAAUUGUCUCUGUGAUUUCUUCAAAGAAUACCGUCGAAGAACGUUCAUUAUCACCCUCUCAGAUUGUUGCUCCUCGACCAAUAAGAAAAAUCGACCUCCCACACCUCACAACAGCUGCCAGCACAUUCGAACACAAUUCUCCAUCUACUUCACUCGAUAUCAAUCGAAUUGUUCCCCGCCAAAUAUCUCCCGACGCCGAAUAUUCCCGCGAUGAUGGCUACAUAAAAGAGGGAGGUAGAAAUACAUAA